AGGCGCCGGGGAUAAAGUUUGAGAGAAACACAAGUGUGGCUUAACAACAAUCGGAGCUCAGUUUACUUGAGAGUUCUAGUUUUCAGAGAUUUAAAGUCAUCGGUGACAUUUCUUCUUGGAUUUCUUUUUUUUUUUUGUCUCACUUUUCUGUUUUUUUUUCGUAGACCUGGCUACGAUUUUUGAGAAAGUAUUUUUGUCUGUGUCGCGGACGUUAUUAGUCCUAUUUUUGUCCCAAGUCGGUGAUUGUUAUAUCACUGGAAGCCAUGAGCACGUUGGGAAUAAACGCAGUGGGAGAUGUCAACAGUGCAGGCUUUGACCUCAUUCAAAACCGCAUCGAGUCGCUGAGCAGCAAGAUGGACAAGCUCAUCAACAUUCAAGAAAAGGUCCUGAACCGACUCGACGGGAUGUCUCAGGACAUUGAUUUCAUCGAACAGGAUAUGGAGAACUUGAAGGUAGACAAGGAGGAGAUCCAUCUCCCGCCCAGAGUAGUGAACCAGACCCAGGUGAUGGGGCGAGAGGUGAGGGACAUCUGUCAGGAGAUGAGCACCAUCAUGUCGGUGGUGAACCAGCGGUCUGAGCAGCAGGCUCAGAAACUGGAGGGGAUGGAAAAACUGGUCCUCAGCAUGCAGCAGGUGAUCAGCUUCAUCGGGGAGACGGUGAAGAGCUCGCGGGUUAUGGAGCUGAUGUUCAAAGGCCGAGUGGCUCGGAAGGGCUCCAAACCCAAAGAAUCAAAAGGAAAGCAAGCUAUUAAGAGGAAAUCAUCUUCAGAUACGAUAGCUAAGAAGCUUGACAAGAAAACUACCUCUAAUAAAGCCAAUAAAGGGAAACAAGAGAUAACUCCUGCAUGCGAGUCCAGUUCUCUGCAGACUUCUCACAAGAUAAAGCUCCACGGACCAAAGCAUUUCCUCGCCUCGCGCAAAUGUGGAAAGUUUUUGAAAGACCACAAAGGCAAAGAUGGGACAGAUAAGCCCUGUUUGAGCCCGAAGGGUCUGAAAGCUCAAAAGAAGAUGAAGCCUCCAGAUACAGCAGACAAUAUUUCUUUGAAGAAGCAGGUUUUGCUUCUGGAAGAGGUGCAGAAACUCAACAGGGAGAACGCUGAGAAAUCAGGUCACCAGCUCGCCCCUGGGUAUCUGGACCUGGAGGCCGGAGUUUCCCCCAAAGAUCAAAAAGCCGACGGCCCGGCCUGCAACCUGGUGGACUUCCUGCGGGAAGACUCCCGAGUGGCUGAAACACCUGAGGUUGCUGAGGCAGUUUGUGAGGAGAAAGAGGAGGAGGUUGGGGAGAAGGUGCCCGAGAGAGAGGCGGCAGCGACGGAGAAGGACGCCAAACCCGAUGUGGAGGAUGCAGUGAAAGAAGAAGUAAAACUCCCAGAAGUAAAGGAGGAAGAGCAGGUUUCUGCUUCUGAAGAACCAGCUAAAGUCCCAGAGUCCCCUGCUUCCCAAGUCGAUGACAAAGAAGUGACUGCUACCAGCAGCGACGACCACAAAGACGCCUCGCCAUCUCCGAAGGCUGAACAGGACCAGACAUCAGAGGUCAGCGGCACAAGCACCAAGCACUUUGUGACUGAGGAACACUUUGUAGUGGAGCAACACACCAAGCGCCGGGUGGUGGUGGUGGAGGAGGAGAAAGAGGAGAACGAGGAGGAGGAGGAGAAGAGAGAAGACAACGAGGAGGAUGAACAGAAGCUGGAGUCGGACGGCUGGGCCGUCUUCAGCGCAGAUGGAGUUGAAUUCCAGUUUGACCUCAAACAAAGACUGGAGAGGGAGAGAAAGGCAAGCGAGGUCGAGCACGAUGCAGGAAAAGAAGAUGCUGACGACGACGCUGAGCGCUACUUCAUUGACACCAGUGCUCCUCCAGCGGCUCCUUUUAAUCACCGCAUUGUGUCGGCCAAGCCCAACCAGAUCAGGAAUUUCUACACCAUCAACUGGCAGGAGAUCUUGGGCGGGGGUCGCUUCGGCCAGGUGCACAAGUGCGUCGAGAACUCGUCUGGCCUCACGUUGGCGGCGAAGGUCAUCAAAGCCCGGAGUCAGAAAGAGAAGGAGGUGGUGAAGAAUGAGAUCCAGGUCAUGAAUAAUCUGGACCAUGCCAACCUGAUCCAGCUCUAUGCAGCUUAUGAGUCAAGGAAUGACAUCAUCCUUGUACUUGAAUACGUUGGUGGAGGGGAGCUGUUUGACAGGAUUAUUGAUGAAAACUACACUCUAAUGGAGCUGGACGCUGUGGUGUUUAUCAGGCAGAUCUGUGACGGCCUGCAGCACAUGCACAAAAUGUCCAUCCUGCACCUCGACCUGAAGCCGGAGAACAUUCUGUGUGUGAGCAGAGUCACAAACAAGAUCAAAAUCAUCGACUUUGGUCUUGCCAGGAUAUAUAAACCGAGGGAGAAACUGCGGGUGAAUUUCGGCACUCCGGAGUUUCUCGCCCCCGAGGUCAUCAACUACGACUUUGUGUCGUUCAACACGGACAUGUGGAGCCUCGGCGUCAUCACCUACAUGCUCCUGAGCGGCCUGUGUCCCUUCCUCGGAGACGACGACAACGAAACCCUGAACAACAUCUUGGCCUGUCAGUGGAACUUUGACGAGCAAGAGUUUGUGGACACGUCAGAGGAAGCCAAAGACUUCAUCAGAAGACUCCUAAUUGUAAAUAAAAGCUGGAGGAUGGGGGCGAGUGAGUCCUUGAGGCAUCCUUGGCUUUCUGACCCUGUGCUUCAUCACCGUCUCCAUACAAAGAAAACUAUGUGCAGGUCACGGCGAUCAUCAUGCGUGCCCACCACUGAGAGCUGAGAGCUCUGCGAUGAUGUGACGGCUCCAGCUGUGGCCACUUGGACCAACCCUUCUGUCCAUGUAGAGGACCUUAAUUCCAGUCCGUGCACCUGUGACAUGGACUGAUAUUCUGGUUGACCCCCUUCCUCCCUCCCCCCGAAAACCUUUUCCUGACAUGCGAUCCACUGUGUUUUGUAACUGUGAGCAAUAUGAAAUAUUCAGAGGUAAACAGUUUGGGUUCACAGGGUUUUAAUAUUGGACAGCCCACUGUACAUUCAUGAAAUGAUUUUUAACAAAUGGUAAAAUAAGCAUCCUAUAACUUUAAAUUACCAUGCUAUAUACUACCUUUGUGAAUUUAACGAUGCUCAUCUAUUGUUGAAACUGUGUCAGGGUAAAGUUAAAUCAGCUGCUGAGUAGUUUUUAGUUUGUUGGUAGCGUUUUGAACGGAGUGUUUUCCAUCUCGUGGUAUGCGGCACUUCCACAUGGUGCUAAUAGCUUAAUAACACACCUGUUAUCAUAUACUUGAGAUUGCAUUUGUGUGGCCUUUGAAAGCUGAAUAUGCACAUUUUAUUAUCUACUUCACUUUUAAAUACCCACUCACUGUUGUUUAUUUCUAACCAAAGUCACUACUUUUACCAUUUGCUGCUUUUUUUUUUGGUUUUAGGUGUUUAGAUACCUCAACUGCUUUUAUAUGAAGGCUAAGAUCCCAGCAAAGUAAUUACCUGUGCUGCAUUUCUCCUCUCUCUGUUAUAAAUAAUGUUUGUUUUUUGCUGUAAAUAGAUGCUCAACAGUUGAUUCAAAUUCAGAUUUUCACAGGGGAUGGACUCCAUAAGCGUGGUCGGUGUAUAUUGUGGACAGAAUGGAAUUUUGUGUGGCGUCAAAAGCUGUAGCAUGUGCACUUUAUGUUAUUUAUUUAAACAAAACAAAAACAACACACAACUCGACUGUGGUUCCACUGGGAAGACUCCUAUGGUCGGAUCGCCUCAUCUGUUUAUAGAGAAAAUACAUUUUACCUUAAAGCAAACACGACACAGUUUAUGUCUUAUCAGCAAAGCCUGUUUGUUUUAGUUUUAUUUUUUUUUGUUGCAUGUCUUUAUGUGUCACUAAAGCUUAAAACUUCAGAGUAGUAAUUCUUUUUUUAAAAAAAACUUCAUUCGCAGCACUGUAGACGCUUUUUUCCGCAUAACAAAGUUAUCUUUUAAAAUGCCUUCUGUGAAGGUCCACUAACUAAAAGUAAUACACUACCUACCUACUGUUGCCUUAGUUUGUUAAAGGUGUUGUUAUGUGGUUUUGAUUUAUCGUCAUGAUGAAUGUCAUGUUGAUUACUGGAACACUGAGUGCUAGUUAAAAAAAAAACCCCAAAACAAACCAAAAAGAAACUGUCUUCACUGAGUGUUAACAAAUUCAGCAUGUAUUUGUGAAGUGUGUAGACACCCAUUAAACUGAAGUAGUGUCUUAAA
Molecule: messenger RNA, 4216 nt
Organism: Stegastes partitus (bicolor damselfish)
Lineage: Eukaryota; Metazoa; Chordata; Actinopteri; Pomacentridae
Gene: mylk4a
Product: myosin light chain kinase family, member 4a
Exons: 15
Coding region: 264-2777 (837 amino acids)
Biological process (GO): intracellular signal transduction; protein phosphorylation; positive regulation of apoptotic process
Cellular component (GO): nucleus
Molecular function (GO): ATP binding; protein serine/threonine kinase activity
Source: RefSeq, a predicted model, not a curated record